GUGGAGCGGUCGCCGGAGAUGCCUGAUGGUCUGUACAGAGGAGUGGCUAGCAGCGCGAUGGAGCAGGCCAGGGACCGCUUACACCUGAGACGGACUAGGGAACAGCAUGUACCAGAGGUGGAAGUCCAAGUCAAACGUAGAAGGACAGCCUCACUGAGCAACCAAGAGUGUCAGCUGUACCCAAGGCGAUCUCAGCAGCAGCAAAUACCUGUGGUGGAUUUCCAGGCGGAACUGAGACAGGCAUUCUUAGCUGAGACACCAAGAGGUGGUUAAAGCAGUAUUGGAACAUCCAGGUAGCUGAUUUCCAAGUGAAAAAACAGGUCUUAAGGAUCCUGAAACCUUACUGUGGACAUUGGAUUUGGUGGAACAGCAACCAUGACUGUGGGAAA
Messenger RNA from Zalophus californianus (California sea lion), 389 nucleotides. Its product is annotated as SNRPN upstream reading frame protein-like. Lineage: Eukaryota; Metazoa; Chordata; Mammalia; Carnivora; Otariidae. Gene Ontology annotation, cellular component: nuclear speck. The transcript is spliced from 2 exons. The coding region runs from base 19 to 273 and encodes 84 amino acids. The record is from RefSeq and is a predicted model, not a curated record.